UCCCCACGGACGACCAGGUUUUAAAGGGACGGGGACGGAAACCAGGCCCCUCAUCAGCCCAGGCGGCCCCUGUUGAAGCUGUUUCAGCGCGGAUCAUCGCCUCCAUCGCCAUAUCCCUGCUCGCUCGCUAGCCCCGCCAUCGCCGUCGUCCGCCAUGACGAAGGGGACAGGCAGUUUCGGUAAGCGCCGGAACAAGUCGCACACUCUGUGCAGGCGCUGUGGGCGGAGAAGUUUUCACAUUCAGAAGAGCCGUUGCUCGGCAUGUGCUUACCCUGCCGCUCGCGUUCGCUCUUAUAACUGGAGCGUGAAGGCCAUUAGAAGGAAAACCACUGGAACAGGGCGCAUGCGCCAUCUUCGCCACCUUCCUCGUAGGUUCAGUAACAAUUUCAGAGAAGGUACACAGGCCGCUCCCAGGAAGCAGGUUGCUGCCACCUAGACUUGAGUGGGUUUCUGCAUAUGAUGUGAAACAUUUGUUUACGGAGGGUAAUCCCCUGAUCCCGUGAAACAGAAUUUUGAUGACACCAAUGCUGUGUUUCUAAUGAUGUAGUAGUUAUGUGGUCAGAUUAUUUUCAUAAUUGGACUAUUUUCUUUUGGAUCAUCACUCUUUCUGUUUCGUUUAGUCGUUCAAGACUCUGGAUGUAUUCUAUGGCAUGCACCAAAUAAUCUGUGAUGAGCUUGUUCGUUUA
This is a messenger RNA of Physcomitrium patens, 686 nucleotides long. RefSeq names its product large ribosomal subunit protein eL37z. Gene Ontology annotation, biological process: translation. NCBI's taxonomy places the organism in Eukaryota, Viridiplantae, Streptophyta, Bryopsida, Funariales, Funariaceae. The record is from RefSeq and is a predicted model, not a curated record. Gene Ontology annotation, molecular function: structural constituent of ribosome; RNA binding. Gene Ontology annotation, cellular component: ribosome; cytosolic large ribosomal subunit.